Molecule: messenger RNA, 5350 nt
Organism: Mustela lutreola (European mink)
Lineage: Eukaryota; Metazoa; Chordata; Mammalia; Carnivora; Mustelidae
Gene: LURAP1
Product: leucine rich adaptor protein 1
Exons: 2
Coding region: 215-949 (244 amino acids)
Biological process (GO): positive regulation of canonical NF-kappaB signal transduction; positive regulation of cytokine production
Source: RefSeq, a predicted model, not a curated record
CACACAUACACACGCGAACACGAACACACACGCGCACGCACACACGAACGGCUCUGCGCGGCUUUUCUGAGUGUUACGGCACCCUCUGCCCGCCCCCGCGCGGCGCGGGCGGGGACCCACCGGUUCCGCUCAGCACCAGCAGCGGGCAAAGGAGGACCCCCGGGAACGAGACCCCGCCGUCCGGUGGCCCAGUCCUCUUCAGCCUUAGGCCCGCAUGGAGGGAACUGCGGAGUUCCAGACGCCUGACCUGCGAGAUGUGGAGGGCAAGGUGGGCAGGAAGACCCCUGAAGGGCUGCUCCGCGGGCUGCGAGGCGAAUGGGAGCCGGGAACCUCCGGCGCCCUGCUGCUCUCGGGGGCGCCUAGUACCGGCCACGGCCACAGCCUGGGGGACAAGAUCAUGGCGUUGAGGAUGGAGCUGGCUUACCUGCGAGCCAUCGAUGUGAAGAUCCUGCAGCAGCUGUUGACCUUGAAUGAGGGCAUCGAGGCUGUGCGCUGGCUGUUGGAGGAGAGGGGGACAGUGACCAGCCACUGCAGCAGCCUCACCAGCAGCCAAUAUAGCCUGACAGGCGGGAGCCCAGACCACUCAAGGCGAGGCAGCUGGGACAGCCUGCCGGACAUCAGCUCCACUGACCGGCUGGACAGUCUCUCCAUUGGCAGCUUCCUAGACACGGUGGUCCCCAGCGAGCUGGAUGAACAGGGCCCCCCUGGGGCUCCCCGUCCUGAGACUGGGCAAAGGUUAUACCCAGUGGGGACAGGGCCCAGUGGGGACAGGGCCAGGAAUGAGGUGGACCUGACAGCCAGCAGGCUAGGGAAUUUGAGGGCUGUAUGGAAGCCCCCAGGGGAGGGGCUCCAAGGUGGACCUCCUGAGCCACUAGAGGAUGAGAGUGCCAAGCUGGGCUUUGAGGCCCACUGGUACUGGCAGUGUCAGGAUGACGUGACCUUCUUAUAGUAACUCUCCCACCCUUUUGUAUUCCUGUGGCUCUUUCAUUGCUAGGCCCUGGUCUCCCUGGAAAUUUAUUCUCCCUCAUUCUGGGUCUAGGAAGAGGCUGCAUCAAAAUCAGUUACCGUGGAAAUCUGACCUUCUCAUCCUUCUGGACCCUGAGGAGGCUCUGCCUUUAUCCCUCAAUGAUUGGGACCCUAGAACUAUUUCCAUAGAUACAUUGACUCUAGAGGUUUGACCUGUGGCUUCUUGUAAGAUAGUAAUUCCCUUCCCCCUCCGUGCCCCCCUUCCUCCAGGAACUAGGUAAGGAUUUGAGGGAUUUAGGACGCCUAAGAGAUUGCUGAUGAAGAGUUGGGGGUCCGAUUACCUCAACCAACAUCUAGGAGUCUUGGCCCCCCUCUUGGCCAAGAUGGAGAACUGUGGAGGGACAUGGACAUUCAGGGCCAACCCUCCAUGGAUUGGCCCUCCCAGAAGUCUCUGGGGUUGGUAGAACCAUCCCUUCCUAUCUGGUGAGUGAUGUCAUUUCCUGCCAGGAUGGAGUAGGCUUUCCUCUGUACCAUCUCUCAGGGGUGGGAGUCCAGUAUUGGGCGGCUGAGCCCCUGCUGCUAGGCAAGACCAUACCAUUUAUUCCCCAUACCGUUACUUCUUGCAAGUGGGAACAUACCCUUCCCCCUUCCUGGUAGGAAAGCUCACUGUCAGAGGUUUGUGUUUCUUUUCAGAAAGAUUGUUACUUUUUUUUUUUUUUUUUAAAGAUGUUAUUUAUUUGUUAGAGCACAAGUGAGGGGAGAAGCAGACUCCCCACUGAGCAGGAAGCCCGAUAUGGAUACGGGACUGCAUCCCAGGACCCCAGGAUCGUGACCUGGGGCCACCUGGGCACCCCAGAUUCUUGCUUUUUAAAUGGGAUGUUCUCAUUUUAUUCUAGAGGGUUCACUUCCUCUAUGGCCAUACCCCUGUUGAUGUGACACUCUUGUAUCUGUGCUUUUAGGGAGGGAAAGGCAGGGGGCCCUCUACCUACAGCUCUCAAAAUUUGGCCUGCCCUCUUUGGCCCCUGUCUUUCCCUGUCCCUGGGUUGCCCUCAUUCUUGUACUCUGGCUCCAGACCUGUCUGCCAGGAGGUUCAGCCUUUGUAUCUCCACACCUUCUCGGUUUCCACUUCCACAGACCUUUUACAUGCAGAUGAUCCCCCAACCACCCCCCUUCUCUCCCUACUGCUGAUGGAAAUCAGAGGAAGGAGACACUUGAAGUCUGGGAGCUCUGGGGGUGUAUCAUAAUUUCCAAAGAGGGGAGGUGUCUUCUCUGAUCCUGUGAUUUCCCUUCCCCCAUUCUGCCCUGGACCUUCCACCAUUUGGUCACAAGGAUGCCUGCCAGAGGCUGAGACACAAGAAAUCCCCUUGUCUGGGUUACAAUGAGUGGUAGUGGUGGGGGUGGGGGUGUGGCAGGGAAAGACAGAGGCUCUUUGGUCCUAGGGCCCACGUCCUGGGAGGGAGAGAGAUCCAGAGAAAGGCUGCUUUCCUUCCUCCCUUAGAGCAAGCCCUAGACUCCUGGGACCUGAGGAGAGAGCGGGAGACCGGCUCUGGGCCUGGGUCCUAGGGCCCUAGUGAAUUACAGCAAAGAAAGAAUUCACAGAAGCUGCCAACCUGAGGCCCAGGAGGGGACAGGUCUGAGGCGGGGGCUGUACCUGAUGUCAGAGAAUGAAUUCUUGGAGAUUAUCCCUUUAAACCCCAGCUAAUUGCCUAUAUUUUGGUCCUUAUCUUUCCUGGGGCCUGAAACUAAUUAUUGAAAAGCAAAAAGGAGAGAGAAGGAUGUCGGGUGAUCCUUGCCUAGUUGCUGUGCUGUCUGUCGUGCACGGAGGAGUCUCCCCCAGAUCCUAGAGUAACUUCUGCAAUUUCUUUACUUUUCAUUCUGGGGAAGGGAAAGAAGCUAAGUUCAUCUCCACUUCCCCUAAAUUCCUCAGGUUUUGUUCUGCAAGCACCAUUCCAAUCCUUUUGGGGCAAUGCAUUCAGCCUAUGGCUCUCUCCCUAAAGACCCUUCCUUCUCCCAUCCCCUCAAAGUGAUCCAAUCUCUGAAAUAUAUUCUUAGCCUCUCCUCCUCUGCUGCCUACCAGCCCUCUCCAUACUACCACCUCCCCUGGUCUUGGGGCUCCAGACUUCCCCUCAGGCUGGGAAUUCAAAUAUCUUUUUCCCGUCCCUACUCUGUUGCCAUUUUGUGACGUGCUCUUGGGUAAGCUACCUUUUCACUUAGAAGGCUUGUAUCCCUUUUGAAGCUUGCGUGCUUGAUUAGGCUACAAACUUCCGAGCUGAAGGGGUUGCGCGCCCUCUUGUGGCCAUUAUGCAUCAUUGCCAGGAGUAGCUGCAUAGAACCUCCGAGUUUCAGUAUAGCCUUAAAGAAGACCAGCCUCUCAGUGCACUAACAGGCUGUAGAGACGGGCCUAGAGAGGGCAGAGAUUUCCUCAGUGUCACCUGCUGUAGAUCCAUGGCAAUGGCCCGGGUUAGAGAACCCAGAUCCAUAGUGCCACUUGGCCAGACUGAUUGUUUCCCCACCCCACCCAGUCAACAUCACUCAAGCCCAAAGGACUGAAAGCAAUUUUUCUGGUUUAAUAUUUGGGUUUUUAACCCCACCCUAGAGAGGCAGCUUAGUGUUGGGAGAAAGAGCCAUAGGCUCUAAGGAAAGAGAAUCUUGGCCGUCAUUGGGUAAAGGGUUUGUGAAUCUGGACUGCAGAUACAAGAAAAAUUAUCCCGGACCAACUAUUUUUCCAGGGAGGGCCAGUAGGCCCAGAUAUGAUGGUGGCAGAGAGCUCAGCAUUUCAGACUUGGAGGUUAGAAGUGGGGUGGGGGUGGGGAGCUUUGAGAUGAGGAAAUCCAGAUGGGUCCUGUGGAGUUGGGGAGCUCCACAGGUCAAGGGAAUACAGCACAGUUGGGAUAGGCACAACUGGGUAAAGGCGGAGAUGAGAUGGCUCGUGGCAGCUGCAUAAACAGUGCCUAGGAGGGUAAAGGGUGGGGCUGACAGAAUGACGGACCAUCAAGGAGAUAUGAGACCACGGGAAUGGGCAAGGGUCAGGGCCCGCAUUUAGGAUGGGAUGGUAAGGUUGAGCACUGGACAGACUGGAAGCUCAGUGGCAACUCGGGUGAGAAGUGCUAGGGGCUUGUAGCAGACAAGGCACUGUGUGCACGGGGCCAGGCCCUACUGGAUGCUCAAUGACACCUCCUGAAUGAAUGGAAGAAUGAAUGUGUGUAAACCCACAAGGAGGUAUGACUUAUUUUGUUAAAAAGUGGGUAAUUAGGUAGUAGUAGUUAAUUUAAAACAUUCUAUUUAAUUCUAAGCAACCCUAUAAAUAGUGGAUUAUUAACAGUGUAUUGUUGCUUAGACAUUUGCUCAAGGUCAGAUAGGUAAUAAAACAACUGUAAUAUGAACCUGGGUCAGUCUGGCUGCUUGGGCUUCCAGAAAGUCUUCUCUGAUUCCCCUCUCCUCAGUGUCACAGAUGUCACUUCUCUAGAACAGGCUACCCUGCCCAGCAGCAGGACCAAUGUGCGAGCUUCCUGCUGCUGCUGCUGCUGCUGCUGCUGCUAUAAUAAUGACCACAAACAUCUUGGCUUAAAACAACACAAAUUUAGUAUCUUCCAGUUGUGGAGGUCAGGAGUCCCAAAUCAGUUUCACUGAGCUGAAUUAAAGUCUAAGGUGUUGACCUGUCUGUAUUCCUCUUGGAGACUCUAGGGGAGAAUCCAUUUCUUUGCCUCUUCCAGCUUCUAGAAGCUGCUUGCAUUCCUUGAUUCAUGGCCCCUUCCUCCAUCUUCAAGGCAGCAGAUAGCAUUUUCUCUCCUCUCUGACCUCUGCUUCCAACCUUUCAUCUCUUUCUAAUUCUCCUUUCUCUUAUGAGGAUUAUGUUGUGUUUACAUCUGCUUUGGAUUAUAUUGGGCCCACUGGGAUGAUCUAAGAUCCUCUCCCCAUGUCAAGAUCCUUAAUGUAACCUUGUAUUCUAGGCCCCUUUUGUCAUAAAAGGUGAAAUAUUCACGGGCUUUGAGAAUUAGAACAUGAACGUCUUUGGAGGAAGGGCCAUUAUUCAACCUACCAAAGACAGAGAUGGAGGGUAGGCGGAUGGAAGCACCCAGGCCCAGAAUGAGCCCCCAUGUUUUGUCUAGCCUCCCUAGGCCUGGAGUGAAGGGUGGUGGCUGAGGUCCAGGUUCCGUGUCUGGAGAAUGCAUCAUCCCCACCAGGGAGAGCUGAGACUGAAGGGAGAAAUUCCCAGCUUAGGGAAUUUUCAGGCUUGACACUUUCCCGGUGAACAUGGUGGCGAGUUCCAGCAGGUUCUGUCUUCAGUACUGCCUUCUCUCUAGAACCAUUCUGUGCUCAAGGCAGAAGAUCAUUACCAACAAACUAGCCUGGGCUGUCUCUGGGAAGGGUAGAUUCGUUGUCA